Molecule: messenger RNA, 2521 nt
Organism: Sipha flava (yellow sugarcane aphid)
Lineage: Eukaryota; Metazoa; Arthropoda; Insecta; Hemiptera; Aphididae
Product: zinc finger MYM-type protein 1-like
Exons: 5
Coding region: 776-2506 (576 amino acids)
Source: RefSeq, a predicted model, not a curated record
UGUGUCCAUCGUAAUGAACAGUGCCGCAAUAACCGGGUGUGUUGCGUGUGUUAAACACACGGGCCCAGGGCCCCAACCUAUAAUGGGGGGCCCAAUGAUAAAAAUUGAAAAAUAUGUAGAAAGAAAGAAAAUAAAACGAUUUUGUUAUAAUAAUAAUAUAAUAAUAAUUAAUAAUGAUUGGACAAUAGAUCGAUUUUGUCUUGUACACAACGUUAUCGUAUAUUAACGUUUCUUUUGCGACCCGUAUAACAUAAAUUAAAAAUAGUUUGGUUGCAAUUGAUUAAAGCGCGUCAUGCGAAGGAACGCGUAUUUUGACCGGCCUAUAUAGCCAUAUAGUAUGAGUGUGUGACGCAUCUCAAUUAGGUAUUGUUAUUUAUUUUUGUUAUGUGCCACGCGCGAAAACCGCGAUCGGGCUCGCUUUUAUAUUGCACGACGACGACGCUCGUUGAAAAUGCGGGAUCUUCGACAGUCUAUGUUUUAUAUUCGGUCAAUUGACAAUAAGCUAUCCAUUUAUUUAAUUUUAUUUACGUCUACAAUAAAUCAUGCCGCCAAAAGCUUUAAGUGGAGCUGCUAAAAGAAAAAAAAAACACCAAUUACAGUGUAAUAUUUUAAAAACCAAUCAGAAGAUAAAUAAUUUUUUUGAAAGCAGUCAACAUAACAAUGGUAUUUAUUAACAACUUGACUGCAAUAUUCAUAAUUCAUACCUAUAUCAUGGUCCGUGAGACUCUUUUUUUGACCUACUUAAUUUAAAUAAAAGGGUUAAAAUUGAAAUUAGAUGGAAAAAAAACUCAAAAACUUCAAAUUUGUAGAAUGUGAUGUGGAACUUGAAAGUGUUGGACAAAUAUCUAAAAAUGAUUUGAAGAAUAUUUUAGACUCAAAAGAAGAUGGACAAGACACAACUAAUACGUACACUGAAAAUAAUAACUCUUCUGAUGUUAGCACUUCUACAGUUGUGGAAUAUGAUGUGGGACUUGAAAGUGUUGGACAAAUAUCAGAAAAUGAAUUUAAAAGUAUUUUAAACUCAAAAGAAGAUGGACAAGACACAAAUAAUACAUACACUGAAAAUAAUAACUCUUCUGAUAUUAGCACUUCUACAGAUUUGAAUAGUAUGCUGAAUCUCCAAUAUGAUUUCCCAACAGACAUAGCCAAAUUUCCAUGGACUAUUACUGAUGCAAAUUUAAUAAGAAGUUUGAUUUUAUAUGGACCCUGUAAGCCAGAUAUUAACUUUCCAGUAAAUAAUAAUGGUAAACGUUUUUCAUCUAGUUAUUAUUUUCUAACAACUAAAUCUGGUACAAAAAUUCCAAGAACCUGGCUAUGUUAUUCUUAUAACUUAGACUGUGUGUAUUGUGAAUCAUGUUGGCUGUUUGCUGAUAGAUCUUAUGGCAAAUUUAAGUGGGAUUGGAUUUAUGGUAUUAAUGAUUGGAAUCACUUGUCACAAAGUAUUCAAAGACAUGAAUCAUCUAUUCAACAUUUGGAUGCUGCAAAAAUUCGUUCCAUUUGGGUUAAAAAUGAAACCAUUGACGCUAGUUUAGAAAAACAAUAUACUGAUGAAGCAGUGAAAUGGAGGAAUGUAUUGAAAAGGUUGAUAAAAAUUAUACUUUCUAUAACAGCAGGAAAUUGUGCUUUAAGAGGGAAUGAAGGAAGCCUAAAAAUUAAAUGUGCCACCGAAGGAAACUUUUUAAGAACAGUUCGAUUACUCGCAGAGUUUGAUCCUAUUCUAAAUGAUAUUUUAAAUGAUGAAAAUCAAAAAAUUAAGUAUUUAAGUUGGUCUAUUCAGAACGAGUUGUUAGACAUUUUGUCUACAGAGUUACGUCAUUUAAUUUGUAAUAAAAUAAGAUCUAGUAGUUUCUUUUCUGUUAUAUUAGACUCAACUCAAGACAUAACCAAACAAGACCAAGUUAGUCUUGUAAUUCGUUAUACUACAUUAGAUUUUGAAAAGAAACAAAUACAAAUCAAAAAGUCGUUUCUCGGUUUUUAUUUACUAUCCCAUCAUGGUGCAGCAAAUUAUGUAGAACUUUUAAAAAAUACAUUAAUGAGAUUGGAUUUAAAUAUUAUGAAAUAUCGCGGUCAAGGAUAUGACGGAGCAGCAGUGAUGAGUGGUUCAAUAACAGGCGUUCAAAAACAAAUUUGUGAUAUUGUACCUAACGCUAUAUUUGUUCAUUGCUGUUCUCACAAUAUAAAUUUGGUUUUAUGUGAUGCUGCUAAAAGUACUAGAAAAAUACAAUCAUUUUUUGAUACUGUGCAAGACAUCUACAAUUUGUUUAGCUCAAGUUCGCCAAGAUGGGCUCAGCUAGCCUUUGGUGAAGAGUACGGGAAUAAAAUAAAUAAAAUAACUUUAAAAAAAGUGUGUCCUACUCGAUGGGAAGCAAGACACAAUGCUUUAUUUUCAUUAAAACACAGAUUUGUUGAUGUUUUGAAAUCUCUUUCUAAUAUCCAGCUUUCAAGUUCCAAAAAAGAUGAAAUAAAUAUGGCUACAACUUUAAAAAAAAAAAAUGGAAAAUGCUGAAUUUAUAAUUAUUCU